GCAUUUAGAGGAUAUUAAAUAAUAACAUGGUAUGACAUGACAUGUUCACUAUCAAAGUGUAUUCGAAUUGAAACUUCAAGUAGUAUGACUUUCGUAUUAACAAAAGUGUCAGCUGACAAGUCUUGUGAUCAUAGUUGGGAUAGUGAAGAGAAGUGGAUAAAGAUGUCACCAAGCCUUCCAAAAAUAAAAGACGAAGAGCGAGAGUCCAAAUAUGGCUAUGUAUUUGCUGUAUCUGGACCAGUGGUUACAGCUGAGCGCAUGGCUGGCUCUGCAAUGUACGAGUUGGUUCGAGUUGGCUACUUUGAGCUUGUAGGUGAAAUCAUUCGGCUAGAGGGUGAUAUGGCAACUAUUCAGGUGUAUGAGGAAACAUCAGGUGUGACUGUGGGUGACCCUGUACUCCGCACAGGAAAACCCUUGUCUGUAGAAUUGGGGCCAGGGAUUCUGGGUAGCAUUUUUGAUGGUAUCCAGCGUCCCUUGAAGGACAUCAAUGAGCUGACACAGAGCAUAUAUAUCCCAAAAGGUGUGAAUGUGCCAGCUCUGAGCAGGACACAAGAGUGGGAGUUUGCUCCUUUAAAUGUUAAGCCUGGAAGCCACAUCACAGGGGGAGACCUAUAUGGGAUUGUGCAUGAGAACACCCUUGUGAAGCACAAAUUGCUGUUGCCCCCACGUGCCAAGGGCACUGUCACUUACAUUGCUUCCCCUGGCAACUACACAGUGGAUGACAUAGUAUUGGAGACAGAGUUUGAUGGUGAACACUCCAAAUAUACCAUGUUGCAAGUGUGGCCUGUGCGUCAGCCCCGACCUGUGACUGAGAAGCUGCCCGCUAACUAUCCUUUGCUGACUGGGCAGCGUGUGUUGGACUCGCUGUUUCCGUGUGUGCAGGGUGGCACUACUGCCAUUCCUGGAGCCUUUGGUUGUGGCAAGACUGUUAUAUCUCAAUCUCUGUCCAAAUAUUCCAACUCAGAUGUCAUCAUUUAUGUAGGAUGUGGGGAGCGAGGAAAUGAAAUGUCUGAGGUUCUGCGGGACUUCCCUGAGCUGUCGGUGGAGAUAGAAGGCGUCACCGAAUCUAUCAUGAAGCGAACAGCUCUUGUUGCAAAUACAUCAAACAUGCCCGUUGCUGCCCGAGAGGCUUCUAUCUACACAGGCAUUACGUUGUCUGAAUACUUCCGUGACAUGGGCUACAAUGUGUCCAUGAUGGCUGACUCCACAUCCCGUUGGGCUGAGGCUCUGAGAGAAAUUUCAGGUCGAUUGGCAGAAAUGCCUGCUGACAGUGGGUACCCUGCAUAUUUGGGUGCGCGACUAGCAUCCUUUUAUGAACGCGCAGGCCGAGUGAAGUGCCUUGGUAACCCAGAUCGUGAGGGAUCAGUCAGUAUUGUUGGAGCUGUGUCACCCCCUGGAGGAGACUUCUCUGACCCUGUGACCUCUGCUACACUUGGUAUUGUGCAAGUGUUCUGGGGCCUUGACAAGAAGUUGGCACAGCGCAAACAUUUUCCUUCUAUCAAUUGGUUAAUUUCUUACAGCAAGUACAUGCGUGCUCUGGAUGACUUCUAUGAGAAGAAUUACGCAGAAUUUGUGCCAUUGAGGACCAAAGUGAAGGAGAUUCUUCAGGAGGAGGAGGACUUGUCUGAAAUUGUGCAGCUUGUUGGCAAGGCAUCUCUUGCCGAGUCAGACAAGAUCACCCUUGAGGUCGCCAGAUUACUGAAGGAUGACUUCCUGCAGCAGAACAGCUAUUCCCCAUAUGACCGUUUCUGCCCAUUUUACAAGACUGUAGGCAUGCUGAAGAACAUGAUGGCUUUCUACGACAUGUCUCGACAUGCUGUGGAGUCAACAGCUCAGAGUGAAAACAAGAUCACUUGGAGUGUGAUCCGAGACAGUAUGGGCCAGAUACUGUACCAGCUAUCCUCCAUGAAAUUUAAGGAUCCAGUGAAAGAUGGAGAAACAAAGAUUAAGGCAGACUUUGAACAACUUCAUGAAGACAUCCAGCAGGCAUUCCGCAACCUUGAGGAUUAAGUGAGAUCUGGCGGCAGUGUCUUUCCAUUCCUUGUAAUGUGCAUUUACUCUACGAUACUUAUCAGCUUGUAGACCAUGUACCGUAGUCCACAUCGUAGUAUAAAGCGUAUUCAGUGUACAUUUCCAUGUCAGAACUUGUGCAAAUGGGUGGAGGUUUUGUCAGUUUGUUAUUAUCAUGUUGCAUUCCACAUAGGAGAUUUGUUUGAGUUAGUUGUGGUGCCGGUCACAUCACAGUAUUAUGUGUACAAAUGUCAUCAGUCUUGUGUAAAGUAAUGUACAGAUGUAAGUAAAAUAAAAUAUAUGUAACUUCAUAUGAUGGGA
Molecule: messenger RNA, 2331 nt
Organism: Zootermopsis nevadensis
Lineage: Eukaryota; Metazoa; Arthropoda; Insecta; Blattodea; Termopsidae
Product: V-type proton ATPase catalytic subunit A
Biological process (GO): proton transmembrane transport; ATP metabolic process
Cellular component (GO): lysosomal membrane; proton-transporting V-type ATPase, V1 domain
Molecular function (GO): ATP binding; ATP hydrolysis activity; proton-transporting ATPase activity, rotational mechanism
Source: RefSeq, a predicted model, not a curated record